Molecule: messenger RNA, 918 nt
Organism: Vanessa atalanta (red admiral)
Lineage: Eukaryota; Metazoa; Arthropoda; Insecta; Lepidoptera; Nymphalidae
Gene: CPH6
Product: cuticle protein 38-like
Exons: 1
Coding region: 53-817 (254 amino acids)
Source: RefSeq, a predicted model, not a curated record
GUGACGGUUUGAAGUGAUCUUUCUAAGUCUCCUUACACAGACCACGUUCAUAAUGAGAUCGCUGGUGGUGUUAAGUGCAUUAUUUGCGGUAUCUAUUGCUGCCCCAUCGUAUAGUGCGUUGCAUUAUCAAGCAAAGGCUUUAGGAGGCCACGAUGCUAUUACUGCUACCGUUUAUGAGCCCGUAGUUGAAACUCACGCAUUAUAUGCUGCACCUUCUGCUGUAUAUGCAGCUCCGGCAGCUGUUUCUCAUCAGUCUCGAGUAGAUGUACGUACUUCUUCGCCCACGGUGGUUGCCGCCGCACCUGCCGUUAUUGCUGCACGGACUGUUGUAGAACCCGCUGUUGUUGCACCUGUACAGACAGUAGUUGCAGCUCCUGCAGCAGUAUCUCACCAAUCUCGUGUAGAUGUACGAUCGUCAGCACCAACAGUUGUAGCAGCUGGACCAGCCGUUGUUGCUGCAAAGACUUACGGAUCUGGACAAACAGUUAUUGCUACUCCAACUUUAGUUAAUGUGGUUCCAUCUGCUACUGUGUACUCAGGAGGUUCUGCUGUGUCACAUCAAUCUCGCGUAGAUGUUAAGACAUCACCUGCUGUGAUUACGGAGCAAGUAGUUGAACCUACAUAUGUUGCUUCACCAGUUGUCGAAGUUGCUCCAGCUGUUGUUGAUGCCCGAUCUGUAUACGUGUCUCCUUCUAACGCAGUUUAUUCUGCCGGCUCAGCUGUUUCUCAUCAAUCUCGAGUGGAUGUCAAAUCUUCACCAGCUGUAGUUGCAGAAAAAAUAGUUUAUGGUCCGUCGGUAUACGCUACGACUUGGUAAUGAACAAAACAAAUAAUAACGAUCCUUUAGAAAUAUUUUCUAUUGUAAAAUGUUCGUAUUUUUUUUUUGAAAGAAAUAAAAUAAAUAAUAUUUAAAACAAA